This is a messenger RNA of Galleria mellonella (greater wax moth), 900 nucleotides long. RefSeq lists its product as uncharacterized. The record is from RefSeq and is a predicted model, not a curated record. Lineage: Eukaryota; Metazoa; Arthropoda; Insecta; Lepidoptera; Pyralidae. The coding region runs from base 81 to 845 and encodes 254 amino acids. The transcript has a single exon.
CAAAAGUUAACCAUCUUGAUCAGAUUAUUUCUGUAUAAAAAUUUUAAAAUAUUAAAUAUUACAAAAAAAUACCCUUUAAAAUGGAUUCAGGUGUUCGUUCACAGGAUGAGUGUAUAAGAAAAAUUGAAGACAUAAUAGAUAUACAGAAAGCGAGAGGGAAUUACAACGUCCGGCAAGUGGCAUUCAACUUGCCGUCAGAAACUGGUAGCGCGGUCUUUACAAACUUAGCGAGAAGCUUGGAAUCUGGUUUAUCCGAGCCCAAACAAGAAUACGCCUGUAAAAAGUCUAUAAAGUUUAGAACUAGACGACAUAAGAGCCCCGUGCCAGACGUGACAUCGUGGCCGAGUGAUUCAGAUAUCACGGUGCUAAGAAUGAAACUCUGUUUGAAGAAUAACGAUUUGAAAGAAAACGUAGCGACUGCGAUUCCUGGUGACGGUCUUCAUCAGUCGGACAGUUCGUCUAUGGUUAACUUAGCUACGCUCGUACUGCAGUCGCAGCAUCCUUCAAAACAUAGCGUUAACAUCGAAGAAUAUCUUCUACCAUUGACUUCUUGGGAACAGACUCAGGACCAAGAAAUCAAGGUAAAAGAUCUGCAAGAAGAACAAGCUAGUGAUUAUUUAAGACAAUUAAACGGCGAAGUUAAAUUGUAUGAAGCGAUGUGUAGUUAUAAAAACAACGACGACUUGAAUUUACCAGACAGAGAGAUUUUUAGAAGAAACAAAAAAUCCAGAGUGGCAAGAUUUUUAAGACUUUAUUUUUGUCCUUGCUGUACAUGUCUUUAUAAAAUUGAGAGAAGGCGUGACGAAUCAUCGGCGUGUUUUACUAAACGCAAGGAAUGUAAAUAAAUUAUUAAGUGUUACAUGAUGGUCGAAUGCAUGAAAUUAUUGAUUGACAUUUGUU